GCUGUUUGCGUGUGGCCGCUGAAAACGGCUGCUUAUCGCAUUGGACAAGCGAAUAUGGUAGGAAAAGGGUGAACCGAGUUGUUCGAAUGCCAGAAACACUCGCCUGCCGCGGCUCGCCAUGACUGUCGAAUAGAUUCAGAGGUAAGGUAAUCAUAUCGGACAUACGCCGGUCUGCCACCAUACCGCGGAGUCAGCGAAGUUCACAGCUGACACAAAGGGAUGUUGUGUCUCGAGUCCGUCUCAUUACGUCUCGUUGUGUGAUCGCGCCCCAGUGACUCCACUUCGUCGAUAGAAGGACCUUAUGAGCACCCGUGCAAAUACGACAACGUUCGAGCCAAGGUACACGGACUGAACAACAAGCAGGCCUUGUCUUCGCAGGGCUGGUCGCAAGUUGCGACUGAUAGCCAGUGACUGACAUCGGAGUUGAGGUACGGAGUGUGAAAAGGCCAUCUGGGUACGAAUAUAUAUAUAUGUACAUAUAUCAUCAAGUUGAGAUCUGCACAGGUGGUAGUAGGAACUGGGUUGAGCAGUAUCAGCGUCAGAGAAAUUGUGCAAACUGGCAUCACAAGUGAGGACGGUUAGAGUAAAAAACUUAUUUUUAUUACGGAAGUAGCUGAUGAUAACGACGGUUUUGUGAUAGUGUGUCGUCAUCAGGGUGCGUUGACUCUACGUAGUUCGUAUCGAUGACUUCGGGAAUCUACCGUUUCACAUCGGAUAGAAGGAACUUGUCAAAGCGCAGAGGUCAACAGCGAACCGGAUUUCUGCCUACGCUAAUAUAACAAAAGCUGUAAAAAUACGAAAAAGAAAUUAUUCGGAAAACGAUUGCGCGGCCCGAGACUAUACGCGUUUAACGAAGAAGUGAUGGUUCGGCGCGAUAGCAUUAUUCUAUUCGUGGUUACGGUCCUCGUGCUUCAGCUAACCCUUCUAUUCAUCGCGCUACAAACCGAGUUCGGCUGUUCGCUGUUUGGUCUCUGCACAACGAGUUCGUCUGCAUCUCUAACGGCCGCGGCAGUGACUCGAGUGGAGAUACUUUAUGAGACGCACUGUCCCGAUUCGCAGCAGAUCAUGAGGGAAGGCGUCAAAAAGAGUUUGUCUUUGCUUCCCGAGGUGGAGUUUGUACUGGUUCCCUACGGUAAAGCAUCUACCAGCGGAGAGGGCCCUUCACUACAAUUUCAAUGCCAACACGGUGUCAAAGAGUGCGAAGGCAACACCUUCCACGCCUGCGCCAUCAAAUUGCACCAGAACAAAAAGCAGGUGAUCGAAUUUGUCAUUUGCACGAUGAGUUACCGGCAAGACGUGCGGCAAAACAUUGAACAGUGCGCCGCCAAGAACUCUAUUAGCUAUGAAGUUCUACAUGCAUGUGCGAAGGGUCAACAGGGCAAGGACCUUCUGGCCAAAAUGGGUGUAAUGACUCAAGCCACUGCGAAGGAAAUCAACGGUGGAAGCCAGCUCGAUUUUGUGCCGUCCACUCUCAUUGAUGGAUUGAGUUGUCCAGAUUAUUCCAUUAUGGAUUCUUCUGUUAGUUGCUGGAUAGUUGCUAAAUAUCAUUAUAUGGUAAUAAGAUGUUCUGCGUUCAGUUAAUGUCAGUCAAUGUUACUAACAAUCAGCUGUGAAUGUUAACGUUUGUACUGUAACUAUAGAUUAGACUACUAUCUAAAACUUUACAAUUUGUAAGCGCCAUAUACAACGCCACUAAUCUCUAGUUUUUUGCUUACAACAAUAAGUUUUUACUUUAUUUGAAUAUGUAUCAUUUGUUAAUAUCGAAGCAUACGCCCUACACCCCAGAUCUGGCUUCUCAGUAUGCAGCACUUGCGAGAUGCGGGUAACAGUGAGGCUUUUCAGCCCCCGCAGGUUGCUCGUGGAAAGCCUGGUAGUAAUGAUCGAAUACUGUGAAGCAUUAGCGGCAGUUAAACAUCUGAAGGCGCUUGCUGCCUCAAGUAAUUUGAUUCAUUUCAUUGUUUGGGUUUUUCUUUGAAUUAUUAUUGCCUGUUCAUGUAUGACAUAUUAUGAUUUGAAGAGAAUAAUUACAUAUUACUUUCUUAUUCAAGCGACUGGGAAAGAACAUAACCCAAAAUGACUGAGCUUAAAAUUUGGCAAGCUGAUCUGUUUGUUUGAAACGCGAUCCACAUAUAUAUAUAUAUAUAUAUAUAUAUAUAUGAGUGACAGAGAGAGAGAGAGCAUUUUGUUAGUGUAAAGCAUAGAAUGUAGGUGGUUGUUUUGAAACUUUAUAUAUUAACCAAUGCAUGCAUUUUUGGUAUACUUGUUUUAAAUUAUGAUACUAAUAUUUCUCUUUUUCUUUUAAAAAUCCCU
Molecule: messenger RNA, 2310 nt
Organism: Varroa destructor (honeybee mite)
Lineage: Eukaryota; Metazoa; Arthropoda; Arachnida; Mesostigmata; Varroidae
Product: GILT-like protein 1
Molecular function (GO): oxidoreductase activity, acting on a sulfur group of donors, disulfide as acceptor
Source: RefSeq, a predicted model, not a curated record